AGUGAUUGUAGUUCAAGUUGUUAAGGGAGGUGAACAUUUCUCUAUUUGAGCAGAUGACCCUAACUUUGAACAAAUUCAACCUUGUGCCUCAAAUUCUCUGUUUAAAAUAUUUCAAGUUAUUUGUGGCAUGGCCCUUGGGGAAAAAAUUAUUCAACUGAAGCCUCCAAACCCCAAAAUCCAAAUAUUGAGUGUCUCACCAGAACAUCAUUAGGUAGAUAUUAGUUACCCAGUGAAAGUGACUGAUCCUGUCAGCCUGUGGGGAUUUUCCAAACAUAAAAGCCCCCUCUUUACAUGUGUCUCAGUAUCAGCUAAGCGUCUUACAUACUUCCUCUGCUGGGGAUGGAGGAGCCCAGCAACAGCAGCCAAUCAAAUCAAGAGGAAAUGCUUUAUUAUUAAUUAAUAGAGGUAACACUAUACAUAAGUAACAUCACCUAAAUUUUAAAGUUUGUGGAAACAAUUAGGACAAGCUGUAUAGAUAAACUUUAUACAUAUUGAUCUCCAAAUUUUAAAUGGAAAAUUGAUCAAAACUUCCAAGGAGUUUAUUCUAUAUUGAGUGAAGUUUUGAUUAUCCUCUGACCUAUAAUGCAUGUUUAUAAACAGAUGGAUUCAUGUGAUCGAAGUCAAGAUCUGAAGUCUUGCCUAGUUUAUGUCUCAGUCUGCUGCUGGUAAUGAUACCUGCCAGGCGUGCAGCAGCUCAGUGUAACGAUAACACCAAGUGUAGAGUUACCAACCCGACUCCGCAGCAGUGUUGCUGAGCAACAUCCGAUAACAUUGAAGACACGUCGAGAUCAAGUUAGACACCUGUUUUCAGAUCUGCUUUUCGUUUGGCUGCUUCAGCACCCCAGACAUGGACUGGCCCCAGGAAACAGCUCAGUCAGAGUUAGCAAGAAGCUUUAUUGGCUUGUUUUCUUGGAGGAUUCACAAUGUCUUGAAACAAGGAGAGAAGACGCAGACAAAUUGAGGUACAUAAGAGCAGGUCUGUAAGCAUGUAAGAGUCCUUUUAGAGGGAUGUUCAAGAAGCUCAAUAAUGUGUUCCGACCCAACCAUCAUGAAAACAGAGGCCGAGGUGAUGGUGGGCUUCACGGCGACUACCACAGCGCCUGCACGGUCCGACUGGUCCGCAGCACCUCCAUGCUGGUGGUGGGGGAGAGAAGUCGCUCUUCCGAGGGGUCAACCCUGACGCGGAGCAAGAGCAGUGUGAGCAUCGAGUCGACUCUGUACUAUUACCAGAGGCAAGAGGACAGGAUUUGGCUGUACUCCCAAAACCAGAACUGUCUGGAGUACCUGGAGGCUCUGGUGGCUCUCAGGAGGCAGUACACUAAAAGUGUUAGCGACCUGAAGAGCAACGACGCCAAGAGUGCAGCGUGUCCGAAGAGGAAACCCGCACCCCCACCUCCAAAGACGGAGGAACCGAUACUAAGACCCAAACCAUCCACGCCUCCGGUCCCCACAGAGGAGGACACGCUGCAGUUCUUUGAUGAGGUUAUCGCCAGCUGUGACAGCGAACCUCUGCGUAAACCCUACAAGGACGACGGCCACGCAGACGUAGACUUCAUAGUGGCCUCCAGCUCAGCCGAGCACGACCUUCACUCCAACUGGGUGUUGAGGGUCCCGCGGGUCGCAGACGACUCUGAACUGAGUGAAGCUCCCGAUAGUGCCAAGGAAAGCGCAUCAAAGAAGGAGAAGAAGAAGAAGAAGCAGCAGCAGCAGACCGGUUCCACAAGCAGCAGACUACGACUGCAGAGGAACCCGAUCCACCUGCCCAAAGUGGUGGAGAGUGCAUUCCAGACCCUGCGCUUUAAGCCCAAAUUAAAAAAGCAGUGAGGCUAACGUGGACACGUGAAACCAGCAGCACUGCCGUGACGCUGACAGAGCUCAGGCUAAAUUGUUUUCGCGGGCAAUACAUCUUUUUAAGACUGUUACACACUGACGCUGCAGCAAUCACAGUGGCUGGCAAACGUAUUCACACCCCUUCAACCUUUUCACAUUUUGUCUCAUGCGGUUUUUAUUUUGUAGAUCAACACAAAGUAGUGCAUAAUAAUGAAGUGGAAAGAAAAUCGAUACACAAUUUUCUGAUCUUUUUACAAAUAAAUAAUCAUAAAAAAUUACCCUGAUUCUUCCCUCUUCACUCUCAUCCCGAUGAAUAAAAUCAAAAGCAACCAACUACUUUGAGGGGAAACCUGACUUAAUAAAAUUGACACAGCUUUGUGUAAAUAAAUCCCUAGGUCCAGCGCCUGGUUGGAUAUAGUGCCGCCAUCAAGGCGCAUCUCCUCCUCGGAGCUGCAGUUUCCAAUCUUCAAAGCUUCCGACUCACAGAGCAGCCCUUCCCCGCAACUACC
Molecule: messenger RNA, 2339 nt
Organism: Xiphophorus couchianus (Monterrey platyfish)
Lineage: Eukaryota; Metazoa; Chordata; Actinopteri; Cyprinodontiformes; Poeciliidae
Gene: c9h13orf42
Product: chromosome 9 C13orf42 homolog
Exons: 3
Coding region: 1009-1824 (271 amino acids)
Source: RefSeq, a predicted model, not a curated record